This is a messenger RNA of Sparassis crispa, 1596 nucleotides long. RefSeq lists its product with no specific name. The coding region runs from base 1 to 1596 and encodes 531 amino acids. The transcript is spliced from 7 exons. NCBI's taxonomy places the organism in Eukaryota, Fungi, Basidiomycota, Agaricomycetes, Polyporales, Sparassidaceae. The record is from RefSeq and is a predicted model, not a curated record.
AUGUACCACUCGUUAGGAGCUAUCGUCUAUACUACGCUCUGGCUGUGUUCCUCGUAUGCCUUGCCCAACAGCGUGGAGGUCUCUGUACCCGCGGUAUCGCCAAACACCUCGCAGCCGCUGUAUCCCACCCUUUUGUCCUUCUCUAUCGAGCAAGAUCGGUGGCCCGACUGGAGUGGUAUCGAUGCACGCAACGAGUUCACGUACAGCGCUCUGCAAGGGCUGGCCGAGCUCACCGGAAUGCCUCCGAAAAUCAGGGUAGGGGCGGAUUCGGAAGACCACACUGUCUGGUCUCCGACUAUGACGGUCAAUCAAGAUUUGUUUCCUCCUUCCAACGCGAUCACCCCUUACCCCGAGGCAACGUACAUCACCGUAGGCAAUGAAUACUACACACUUUCACGCUGGCUUCCAGCAGGUACUCAUAUGGUGUGGGGCGUGAAUCUCGGGUUCAACAACAUAACCAACGCGGUUAAUAUGGCAAGAGCGAUCGUCAGUGCCUUCCGCCUGCCCUCUGUGAUUAGUUCUGGCGUCGUCCUCGAACGCAUUGAAGUUGGUAACGAAGCAGAUUUGUAUGGCGACAACGGCCUCCGCUCAUCAUCGAACUGGACUGUCGAGGCAUAUGUACCUGAUUGGGAGUCUGUUGCCGGUCCUGUAGUGGAGGAGGCGGGUAUUGAGAGUAGGUAUGGCCCAGUGACGUUACAAGGGGCUGCGUUUGCCUCGCAGGCAUUCACGCCUCGCGAGAUCUUCGCGCUCGGGAUCUUGGAGAGUACGCCAGGAUCGACGAUCUCAACCAUCUCGCAGCAUCAGUAUUCGGCUGCAUUCUGUAAUGGUGGCGCAUUAGGCUUGGUGUCGUUCAUGAACAAGACAUCUAUCCGCGGCAAUCUUACUGUGUUCGAAGAUGACAUCGCUGCGACGUACGCGAAGGGACUUACCUAUGUUAUCGGAGAGACGAAUAGUGUUGCGUGCCAUGGUGCACCAGGCGUGAGCAACACAGCCGGUGCCGCACUUUGGGUGAUCGAUGACACCCUUUUCGCAUCAACCAUCUCGAUCCGAGAGCUGUACUUCCACGAAGGUAUCGGAUACAAAUACAACUUUAUCCAACCGGUCACUUUGAAUUACUCCACGAUCGACGGCACCCCACUCGAUCCACCAGCGCCCCCACACAUCCAGCCCGCGUACUACGGCGCUCUAGUCAUCGGAACCUUUGUCGGCACCUCCGGAUCCUCCAAGAUCGUCGAGUUGGACGUGCCCAACGCGAACGUGAGUGGUUACGCUGCGUUUGAGGCAGGACGGCUCGCACGUGUGGUCUUCGUGAACCUCCAAGCGUGGAUCACGAAUAGUACUGGCACACGGCCAUCAGUACACAUCGACCUCAACUUCGCUUUGAACGGCGUGGCCACGUCUCCACCUGACGUGGCGAAUGCGCGGAGGCUCGUCAUCCAGCAUGCCGACGAUACACAAAACCUCACGUGGGCGGGGCAGAGUUAUGAGGAGACGUCGGACGUGAGCCCUACCGGCCCGUUGGUGAUCGAGGGUGUGGACCUGGUGCAGGGAUUCGACUUGAACGCAACGGAGGCGAUCUUAAUUGAGUUUUCCUAG